AUGACAGAAUUUCCUCUGACGCAAAUCUCGCCGACGUGGCUCCUGGAAAGAGAGGCACCGGUCAAAGGAUCCACAAUUUUGAGCUCCAUAUUUCUGAUUAUAGCUCCACACGAACCGGAAUUGGCCCCACAAAAAUACCUGACCAACAGUAGCGUUGGGGAACUUCGCGCCGACUGCCGCUUGAAGCUUCUCAUCCAGCGGCGCCCCGCCGCUGAGCACUAUCCUCACCGACGACAGCUCCAACAUAACCCCAAUUUCGAAUUUGGGCACCACCAGCACGGUGGCUCCCGCCCUCAGUCCCAGCAGCAGCAUCGACAAACCGAGCACAUGGAACAUCGGCAGUACGCAAAGCACCACGUCACCACUCCCCACGCAGCAGCUCGGAUUCUCGCCGUCCGCCAGCUGUGCCGUGCUCUCAGCAUCACCCCCUUGGGAAGGCCCGUCGUGCCGGAGGAGAAAAGCAGCGCCGCCAUAUCGGAAGAUCGGACCUCGACAUCCGAAACCGAUUCCCCGUCAGAUUUCGUUAGAUCUGAGAACUCGACGACGGCCACGUCAGCGCCUAAUUCCCGAGCGAGGCGGUUCGCCUUUUCCAGGUACGGAACGUGGGUGACGAUUAGCUUCGGUUUGGAUAGGUUAGCUUGGGAUGAUAACUCGGCGGCGGUGAAUCUCGGGUUGGCGGCGGCGGCGGUGGCUCCGGCGAAGGAGGCGGCGAGGAAGGAGACGGCGAAGUCGGGGGAGUUGUGGAGGAGGAGCAUGACGACGUGGCCGCUGCGGACGCCGAGGCGAAGGAAGGCGGCGGCGGCACGGCGUGCGGCGAGGCGGACGUCGGCGUGGGUGAGGGUUGAGCCGGUGGCGGCGUCUAUGAGGGCAGGUCGGGUGGCGUGGCGGGGAAGGUUUUCGAAGAGGUAUUCGUGGGUCGGGAGAUGGGUCGGUAUGUGGAUGGUUGGGAGUUUGGAUCGGAAGAUGGUUUCUCUUUCGGUUUGGGACUCCAUUUUUUUUAGCGUGAGAACCAUAUAUAUCAUUUGGACUAUUGGAUAA
Striga asiatica is the source of this 1038-nucleotide messenger RNA. NCBI's taxonomy places the organism in Eukaryota, Viridiplantae, Streptophyta, Magnoliopsida, Lamiales, Orobanchaceae. The record is from the annotation of a GenBank genome assembly.